AUGGCGUUCGAAAAACAAGCAACAUUCAUCCGAGGAGGACCGAUUUGCGGCAUCGGUCCUGGGUUGGGUCCUCCGGGAAUCCAGCAGCCAACACAAUGGGACAUUCCGUCUUCAUCGCCAACGGAAACCGGCUUUUCAGAAUCGCAACGCCAGCGGAACCUCAAAAGCUCGCUCACCUUGUUCGGGUUAUUCAUCAUCUUCGUCGGAAUCGUUAUUGAGCUCGUGGUCCUGGGAUUCUUCCUCUUCUUAUGGAUUGGCCAUGGCUCUUCCUCGGAUGGCCGACAUGGGAGUCCUUUCUGGCGAACUAUUAUGCUUAGGGGCUGGUUCGAGCAGACCAUUACUAUCCUAUGCGUCGUAUUACAAGUCCUGGUUGCUGCCCAGUCAACCAUUUGCACUAGCUUGGUAGCAGCGCUGCUCCUCGAGGGUUUCAAAGUCCCCUUCAAGGAUGUUGCUCACUUCUCUAUCAUGCGAGCCGUCAAUGGAGGACCACUGAGUGUAGUGACACACCUCUUCGCGUGGACGAGGUAUUCUUUUCGAAGCUGGCCGAGCUUUCUGAUCAUGAUACUCCUCCUGGAGACCCUUGUUGUCCAGUUCUCAUCGACUAUUCUCCUCGUGGACGAAGGUACAGGCUCAGUCCUUUCCUGGCAGACGCAUCCACAAGUCCCUGUCGUGGAAACACAGAGUUCCCUCAUCGCCUACGCCGAGUACUGGCACACUCCUUUUACCGAUGGUUAUCCAUCUUUCGCCGAAUCGCGGAUAGGAGACCAGCGUUCCGAUGAGGGUCUUGACGACACUGGAACCAUUCAACGAGCGAUACUCCCAUUCAAUGGAGAUGACAGGAAAAGGCUUCGACAGUAUCAGGGGCCGAUGGCCGUGCAGACGUCUCGUACAACGUGCGUGCGCCCGACAUUCAUCAAUGCAACGUUCCUCGGCGACAAUGGUAUGAUGACAAAGGGCGAGCAGUGGCGACCAUGGAUUUCCGCCAACCUCACUAUCCCACCAGAACUUUACGACAACGGCAUUAUCACUGGUUCUCCUUGUAAGGAUUCCAAUUCCUCAUGUUCCUCCUUUCCGAUUGGAUGCGAGCUUCCAGGAUGGGGAUCAUCAUCGGGGCUUGAGACCACGGGCCCGUCGAUGAACGGACCGCAAGUCUCAACCGCAAUAUGUAUGAUCAAUGGGACCAACCAAGUCGACAACGGCAAUGUCUAUAAACCGGAGACCGUCAUCAUGUCCCUCGUUCUAAACGCUACCGGAUACACUCGCGAUAUCCGGCAUUAUAUCGGCGAAGGACUCCCCGAACCAACCUCGACUGACGAAUGGACAAGUUACCAGCUCGGCAAUAGUUCUUUCGACGUCACCAUGUGCUUGACCACGCUGAACGUGACGAUUCAGCAUGCCUACGCCGAAAGCUCGGUGGAUCUGAAAGAGCCUUCCAUGAGCCUCAACACGAAGACAGCCCAAUGGCAAUACGGUGACGUGCUUGCACAGAUGGGUGUCACCAAUGCAUCGAACGAGGACCGCGGCAUCAUGACUCUGGUGAACUCGACUCAGUACACCAAGACCGAACUGCAGGAUAUCUACAACAACAGCGCCUACUUCAGCGCAGACGUAGACAUAAACUACUACGUCAACGACUUCACCUACCUCCUUGUGGCGGGUCUGACAAACCUUCCCGCAUUCCAAGGAAGUGAGACGGAGAAAUACCCAACAAACUACACGAUCGCCACCUGCCUGGAUUGCACCAUCCUGUUGAACGCACUCCUACCCAACGAGUACUACAAAGUCCUAUUUAACGGUAUCGUCAACACCACCGGCCACGCCGCUGCCGCCAUUGACUCGACGCUGACCUGGAUCGUGCAAAACCAAUAUUACAAAGCCCUCCCGUCGUUCGACUUCGGCGACGGCGCCACCGCCACCUUCUCGAAGCAAGCUUCGGUGCCCGUCCGCUUCGCCGGCUUCGCCACCAUCGUCGCGCUGAUGCUGAUCCACAUCGCGUCGGUCCUCGCCAUCGUGGCGCUGUUCUGGCGGAGGGCGCGGUUCAGCAUCGUCGGCAACGCGUGGCACACCAUCGCGCAGCUCCUGUCGCCCGAGACGCAGGACAUGCUUCACGGGGCCACGGAGCUGACGGACGACGAGUUCAUGCAGCAGCUGAAGACGCGGGGGUUAGGGCGCGUGGACUCGGGGCUGGAGAGGUGGGAAAGUCACGGUACCAACCGCGUCACGGUGGCGCGGAAACCGUCGGUGGCUCAGGGGCUGGGCGCCACGGUGGAGGAGGACAUGGGCGGAGACCACCCAGAGUUGAGAUGGUAA
Anthostomella pinea is the source of this 2310-nucleotide messenger RNA. NCBI's taxonomy places the organism in Eukaryota, Fungi, Ascomycota, Sordariomycetes, Xylariales, Xylariaceae. The record is from the annotation of a GenBank genome assembly.